UGUAACGUGUAAAUGACAUUAUUUUCUCCAUUUGAAUGGUUUAUGAGUUUUUUUUUUAUUAACCAGUGAAGUAACACCUAAAUCAAGAUUCAACAUUACUUGAAACAGAGCAAAAAAACUACAUUGACGUAAUCGGAUUUUUGAGUUUUUUUCCUUUUAUUUUCAAUAUGGCGGAUAUAUGUUACGAAGUUGUGACCGGUGCAUCUCCGUCGUCGGUUUAUGAAUCGACGUCGCCACAUUCACGGCGUAGGCAGAGGUUUAAGACGGUGAUGCAAGAAGAUUGGAAGAGGAACUGUAAACGUAAUAAACAACAAGAGGCUUUAGCUAAUAAUCAUAAUAUCGACGACGUCUCCCGAGAGACUUCAAUGAUGGAGAUCAGUCCGAGAUAUGGUGUUUCUUCGGUGUGCGGUAGGAGAAGAGAAAUGGAAGACGCAGUGGCGAUUCAUCCUUCGUUUUCUUCAACCAAGAAUUCGGAAUCUACUCAACACUAUUUUGGUGUGUACGAUGGCCAUGGUUGUUCUCACGUUGCAGCAAGGUGUAGGGAGAGGCUUCACAAGCUGGUGCAAGAGGAACUGACCUUAGAUGGAGAAGAUCAGGAAGAAGGAUGGAAAAAGACAAUGGAGCGUAGCUUCAAGCGCAUGGAUAAAGAAGUUGUGUCGUGGAGUGAAUCUGUCGUGAGUGCGAGUUGCAAGUGUGAUCUUCAAUCCCCUACUUGCGAUUCCGUCGGAUCGACCGCAGUUGUUUCAGUCGUCACACCGGAUAAGAUCAUCGUCGCAAAUUGCGGCGAUUCUAGAGCAGUUCUUUGCCGAGAUGGGAAACCAGUUCCUUUAUCAACCGACCACAAGCCUGAUCGUCCAGACGAAUUGGACCGGAUCGAAGGAGCUGGAGGACGAGUCAUAUAUUGGGACUGCCCGAGAGUUCUAGGGGUCUUAGCAAUGUCAAGAGCAAUAGGAGACAACUAUUUAAAACCUUAUGUGAGUUGCGAGCCAGAGGUAACCAUAACGGACAGGACUGACGACGAUUGCCUAAUACUAGCAAGCGACGGUUUAUGGGAUGUGGUGUCAAACGAGACCGCCUGUUCAGUGGCUCGUAUGUGUCUCCGUGGUGGUCAGAAACGGCGAAGUAGUCAUGAAGAUCCGGCGAUCUCUGACAAGGCUUGUACGGAAGCGUCUGUAUUGCUGACGAAGCUGGCGUUGGCAAGGCACAGCAGUGACAACGUGAGUGUCGUUGUGAUUGAUCUCAGAAGAAGAGGACACGUAAGUGGACACUAAUCGAAGGCGAAGACACCGCUUUAACUUUAUGUAUUUUUCAGUUUCAUUUUUGGUUGCUUCUUGAAAUGCGUGGUUGUUUUUUGAGCAGCUAAGAGCUGCUUUCUCAGAUCCCACUAGAUGGUAUACGAAUCAGCCCGACUAAAAAGGUUAACACUUUUCUAGGAAUGAUUAGUUUUCUCAAACCUAAUCAUCUCUUGUGUAAUGAGUAUUAAAGAAAAAAAAUCAAAAUUAUGCCUAAAGGAAGGUCCACUUUA
Molecule: messenger RNA, 1525 nt
Organism: Camelina sativa (false flax)
Lineage: Eukaryota; Viridiplantae; Streptophyta; Magnoliopsida; Brassicales; Brassicaceae
Product: putative protein phosphatase 2C 24
Biological process (GO): protein dephosphorylation
Molecular function (GO): cation binding; protein serine/threonine phosphatase activity
Source: RefSeq, a predicted model, not a curated record